ACAAAUUCAGAGCCAGGGACUUCAGUUCCUUUGCAGUCUAACACCUCUCUCCUAUGGCAACAGUAACAAAUUUCUUAGCCAAACCCCUCCGAUCCCUUCACUUCCUCCCCCAAAUCAAUAUUCUGUCUUCCCAUGGCUCGAUUGCACUACCUUUUCUUAAUAAACCCAAAAAUUCAUCAGUAAAAGUCGUACCAAAUAGAUCCAGUUUUAUCCCAAAGGCUACUGCUGCUCCUGGUACAAAGAACGCUCCAAGAGAUGAAAGGGUAAAGAAAGUUCACAGUAUUGAAGAAUUAGACGAAGUUCUUAAAUCGGCAAAGAACAAACUUGUUGUAGUGGAAUAUGCUGAGAGUCAGAGUCUCCAAAGCAGCAAAAUCUACCCGUUCAUGGUUGAGCUUAGCCGCACAUGCAACGAUGUUGAGUUCGUCCUCGUAAUGGGCGAUGAAUCGGAGAAAACACGAGAGCUUUGCAAGAGAGAAAAUAUCGACAAUGUUCCACACUUCAGUUUCUACAAAAACAUGGAAAAAAUCCACGAAGAGGAAGGUAUUGGGCCGGACCAGCUAAUGGGCGACGUGUUGUACUACGGUGAUAAUCAUUCCGCUGUGCAGCAGCUACACAGUGGGGAGGAUGUGAAGAAACUGAUAGACGAUCAUAAGGAGGAUAAAAAGCUGAUUGUUCUUGACGUGGGGUUGAAGCACUGUGGGCCCUGCGUGAAGGUUUAUCCGACGGUGGUUAAGCUGUCGAGGCAGAUGACUGAUACGGUGGUGUUCGCGAGGAUGAACGGUGAUGAGAACGACAGCUGCAUGCGGUUUUUGAGGGACAUGGACGUGGUUGAGGUGCCGACGUUUUUGUUCAUCAGAGAUGGAGAGAUCUGUGGAAGGUAUGUUGGGUCCGGGAAAGGAGAGCUUAUUGGGGAGAUUCUAAGAUACCAAGGAGUUAGAGUGACUUAUUAAAGUAGGAGUUCAAUUUAGUGAUUUUCAUGUGGAUUUGCAUGAAAAAAAAUAUAAAAAUAUUUAUGAAAU
Messenger RNA from Rubroshorea leprosula, 1019 nucleotides. NCBI's taxonomy places the organism in Eukaryota, Viridiplantae, Streptophyta, Magnoliopsida, Malvales, Dipterocarpaceae. The record is from the annotation of a GenBank genome assembly.